Messenger RNA from Rattus rattus (black rat), 7030 nucleotides. It is a transcript of the gene Opcml, whose product is annotated as opioid binding protein/cell adhesion molecule like. Gene Ontology annotation, cellular component: neuron projection. The record is from RefSeq and is a predicted model, not a curated record. The transcript has 8 exons. NCBI's taxonomy places the organism in Eukaryota, Metazoa, Chordata, Mammalia, Rodentia, Muridae. Bases 803 to 1867 code for a protein of 354 amino acids.
GCUGAGCGUGGCGUCCGCGCGUCCCCGCAUCCCGUGCAGCGUCCCUGGAGGAGGCGGGGGGCCGCAGUCCGCUCGCUCAGCUCCCCGCGCUAGAGCCUGCGCCACGGUGCUCCGCGGGCUGGCGAGGGCCGGGCUGGCAGGACUCGCCCACUGGGCUACAGGGAGGACAGCCUCGGAGCAGAGGAACUGGGCUACACCUGCUGCGGGUCACCGUGUGGAACUUUUUAUCGCCUUGGGGUCCAGAUCCGAGACUCGGGGCUGUUUUCUAACUCCAUCCAAACAUGUGUGUGAUCUAAUAAAACAUUUUCUCCUCUCCUUGAAAUCGGGAGCUUUUUUUUUUAUUUUUUAUUUUUUUUUAUGACAUCUCCUUUCUGUCAGAGACACUUGCCUUCUUUGGGUUAUAAACUUUUGAUGCCAGACCUCUGCAGAAUGCGCCCAACUGAAUCUUAAAGUAGCUUCACCGAGAGAGGCAGAGAACGCACAAUCUGUGACCUUCGUCCCUGCUCCUUUUUUUUGUGUUCUCACUCCUCCCGGGCUCCCUCCGCCCCAGGGAGCGUUGAGAAAGCUCUUUUUUGGAUGCAGGAGGGGGCAUCUGGUUCUGCCAGGCUGGAAAGCUGAGGCUGGAGCAGAGGAAGAAUUAUUAGACUCCGGAGAGCCUGGACUCAGCCUUGCCUUCUCCCGCUCCCAGCUCCUGCUUUGCUCUCUGUGUGCUUUCGUCCCUCAACACUUCCGGCUAUUCUGAGAGGGCAGGGGACAAGGACCGUGCAGCUGCAAGAGUUCUGGGAAGUUGUGGCGGUCGAGAAUGGGGGUCUGUGGGUACCUGUUCCUGCCCUGGAAGUGCCUCGUGGUCGUGUCUCUCAGGCUGCUGUUCCUUGUACCCACAGGAGUGCCGGUGCGCAGCGGAGAUGCCACCUUUCCCAAAGCUAUGGACAACGUGACGGUCCGGCAGGGAGAGAGCGCCACCCUCAGGUGUACCAUAGAUGACCGGGUCACCAGGGUAGCCUGGCUAAACCGCAGCACAAUCCUCUAUGCUGGGAAUGACAAGUGGUCCAUAGACCCUCGAGUGAUCAUCUUGGUCAACACGCCUACCCAGUACAGUAUCAUGAUCCAGAAUGUGGAUGUGUAUGACGAAGGUCCGUACACCUGCUCUGUGCAGACAGACAAUCACCCCAAAACCUCCCGGGUCCACCUCAUAGUGCAAGUUCCUCCCCAGAUAAUGAACAUCUCUUCAGACAUUACUGUCAAUGAAGGAAGCAGUGUGACCCUGUUAUGUCUCGCAAUCGGCAGACCAGAACCAACAGUGACAUGGCGACACCUGUCAGUCAAGGAAGGCCAGGGCUUUGUGAGUGAAGAUGAAUACCUGGAAAUCUCAGACAUCAAACGCGACCAGUCUGGAGAGUACGAGUGCAGCGCCUUGAACGAUGUCGCUGCACCCGAUGUUCGGAAAGUAAAAAUCACUGUAAACUAUCCUCCCUAUAUCUCAAAAGCGAAGAACACUGGCGUUUCAGUCGGCCAGAAGGGCAUCCUGAGCUGUGAAGCCUCUGCUGUCCCCAUGGCUGAAUUCCAGUGGUUCAAGGAAGAUACCAGGUUAGCCACUGGCCUGGAUGGCGUGAGAAUUGAGAACAAAGGCCGCAUAUCCACUUUGACUUUCUUCAAUGUCUCAGAGAAGGAUUAUGGGAACUAUACCUGUGUGGCCACAAACAAGCUUGGGAACACCAAUGCCAGCAUCACCCUGUAUGAAAUAAGCCCCUCAUCAGCAGUGGCAGGGCCUGGAGCAGUCAUUGAUGGUGUAAACUCGGCCUCUAGAGCACUGGCUUGUCUCUGGCUCUCAGGGACCUUCUUUGCCCACUUCUUCAUCAAGUUUUGAUAAGAAACCUUAGGUCCUCUGAGCAUCGCCUGCUUCUCCAUAUCACAGACUUUAAUCUACACUGCGGAGGGGCAAACCAGUUUGGGCUUCUUUUUGGUUAUUUUUUUGUUCUUCUUGACUGUUUAGUUUUUUGGUUUGAUUUCUGGGAUUUUCAAUUUGAUUUGAUUUUUCUUUUUUCAAUGAAUGGACGGGGUUGGGGGUUGGGAUGGGCAGGGUUCUACCACGAGUAGGAUAAUCAUUCAUUGGUGGGCCCCCAAAUGGAAUCUAUUCCUGCUACCUUGGCCUUCCUUUUCUCUACUUCUCUUCCUACCACCAUUAACACACAAACACACAAGCACAUGCCCUAAAGAUGGCCUAAAAAAUGUCCCAUGACAAGCACCCUGAAGGUACAACUUGGCCCACAGUGCAGUACACAAUAAGAGUUGCAUCUACAUUUCCUGUUUUCUUUGUCCUUUAAGUUUUCAAUAAGACAGUUUAAAAAGAGCACAUCCUUAUCCCUAUGUUUGUACCACCUAUCCCAUUAAGCUGCACACCUUUUCUAAGAAACUUUCUUACUACAUCCUCAAUGUGCACACAUGUACAUUCUCAUAAAAAAUUUUACCAUCUUCUCUGGCCAUUCUGCUUUAUCUGCAUUUUUUCCACUAGCAGUAAGACUUACAGGCUUGAUGAAAAUAUACAUGUAUCCAAAGCUACAAAUUUAGGAGUCACGAGGGAAGUGUAUCUAGGGGUAGUACUUCCCUUAAAAUGCUAAUGCAACUCAUAAAAAAGUGAUCAAUAGCUGGCUAAUUAUAUCAAGCUAUCAAAGCAAUCAUAUUAUUAUCCAGUUACUCAAUUGAUUUCUCUCUCCAUCUCCUUCUACAUACCUGUCUUUCUCUCUUAUAAUCUAUUUGUUCAAUUUAUCUAACUAUUCUUUUUCUCUUCCCACUACACUAUCCAUUCAUCUCAUUUAAAUCUCUAAUCAUAUUGUGACUGUGCCCUUAUAUUGUGUCUCUGCGCUACCAUCAAUAGAUAUUGCCACCUUCAAAAUUGCCUAGCAACUUCUUAUGUGAAAGCCAGUAAUGUCACGGGCUAACUACCCAGAAGAACAAUUUCCUAUACCAUGGAUCCUUGGGAAUGCACUAACCCAUCCACCCAAAUUAGGCCUUGUGAACAGAUGGACCAAAGUAGCAAUCUAUGGAUCAGUCACUCAUGAUUUUCCGAGAGACUGUUCCCUUAGCCACCUUCUCAGGAGGCAGGUCAGCCCCGAAGAAGCCUUGAUUAUGCUGAAUUUCUCCUUAACAGCUGGAAAAUUAAAAUACCAACCCUGUGCUUCCCUCAGCCUUUCAAGAAAAGUACAUGUCAGGAACUUGGAGAAACUUCUUCAUGGCUGGCUUUCAUUAGAAGAAAAAACCUGACCAAAAAAAAAAAACCCAAAAAAAAAAAAAAAACCCAAACCCAUAUAUCUAUCCCUUCGAUUUAAAGACAGCAGUCCAUCAGCUGAAGUGUGAUAACUAGAGCCCAGCAUCUCCCUUCUGCUCCAGUUUUGAUUUGAAUUGUUUGAAAAUUAUCCAGCAAAGGGCUGAUGGAGGCCAAUUAUGUGGCGUGUGUGUUGACAACUGUGGUAUUUGUUUCAGAAAGCUCUUCUGAGCUGAGGGCACUUGAGCUACUGACUUAAUUUCCAAGCACUUGAUUAACACAACAUGGCAAACAGAGGGGGAAGUGGAAGUAAUACUGUUUUCCUAGGCUGUUUCUCUAGAGGUUUCGAGGAUAAAAGUUCCCAAAUUCCUAGGUUCAAAGUAGGCCUCGUGUACAAAGAUUGGAUUCCACCUCUCAGCAUUCUCUUGGGCAAAGAAGAACCCAGCCAACAAGGGAGACUGAAGUUCAAAGGAACAUCAUUAAAGGUCACAAGGGGCUCUCUGGAGAGAAUGUCUUACUGCGAAAUUGAGAAAGAGCACCAGCAGUGACUUUCUUAAAGACAUGUCUUGCCUCCCUCAGGGACCCUUUUAAGGUCCACCCCUAAAAAGUAAAUGACUGCGGGCUCCUUUAGAGUUCAUUUCCUUUAGAGCUUAACCACUUGUUGCAGUAUAACUGCCCACUCUGUGGCACUAUGGCCACACAAAUACAAUACCCACAGUAGGAGCAUAUAUACCUGUGUCUAGAUAUUCACAUAUAUACAAAUGCAGGCUCCCUUGGCAUAUAAAAGCUCGGCACUGUCAUAAGAGAUAGAGCUGGGGUGAGCAAAAUUAAUACUCUUCUUGCCAGCUGUAAACAGACAUCUGCAUUUCCUAGCGAGCUGCCAAGAAUGAGACUCUGGGAGCAUAAAUGAUGUGCCAAAAGCAGUCUAUUUAUUCCAACUUCUAGAAGCAAUCAGGAGCAGGCACGAAGUCAGAAUUACAGGUCGGAUAUAUGAAUUUCAGAUCUGUCACCAUGCUCAGCACCUGGGAUCGGGUUGGUGUCAAGCAUUGUAUGAGAUAUAAACAUGGCAUUUGCGUUUUCUACUAAUACUACAGUCGUUGCUUUGGAGAAAAGGAAAUGUGGAUGCCAUGGAAACUGAAAAGUGUUGGGUGAUGUGCUGCUCGAAAUGGACAAGCCCAAAUUGCUCCUCACCACCUUGGGCAAGCAGGUCAUCAGAAGCCCAAUUGAGUAUGGACUCAGGGUCAUCAUGCCUCUCUGCCGUGCCUACUUUCACUGGAAACUAGAAGUUUCUCUGGUGGUUACUUAUUCUACCCAAACUUCAGAAGGAAACACAUGUUCCAGACAAUCCUCCUCUGUCUGGGAAAAAUAAAGCCCAGUAGAAAUGACUUAAGGUAACUGGGUACCAGAAAUGAAAGUGACUUCCUUACAGUAAACAUGCCCCAGCUCUUGCUAUUUAAGUGACUUUGGUGAGGAUAACUCCAUGUGAUGGGGGCUGAUUCCCCACACUUGGAAGCAAAUACAACAGCAAUUGCUUACUAAAAACAACAUACACACUUACACCAGCCUUUCCAACUUUACACAAAGAGAGUGGAUGGAUCAGGCCCACUAGACAGUUUUGUUUAGCUUGCCAAGAGUGGGAAUGAGGAAGGUAUAAGGUUAGGAAAAAAAGAAUCACAUUACUCUAUGUAGCUGGUAGAACAUUGUGGGUUUUCUAAGUGAAAACCAAAUACAGUUCAUCAAGAGAUUAGGUAAAAGGAAGUCAGCAAAGAUAGUCAUUCUAAAACUUCUCCCCUUCCCAAAACAAUGUUAAUUUGUUCUUCCACCAAAGUCAUGCCAAUGAAAGUGCCAGUGUUAUGCCUCUGGCAAAGCCUGGUUUGUGAGUAGUUUAAUGUCAAGUGCCUGAUUCAGUCAUCUGCAAGUUUAAUCAAGGGUGUUUGGAUUUUCUUUUUUGUUCUUAUUGGGAAGGUUGGAGAUGUAGGGAUUACUUGUCCAAACAUACACAGCUCUUACACAGAGAGCUAGGUACAUGGCUCUUCUGAGGUGGGCUACGCUAUGUUCAACAGACAGAGAGGGACAUCUGUAUGUCACCAAGAUGGCUCACGCCUGUCCUUACACUGCUUUGUGCUGUUGUUCACAGGUUGGUUAGUUUUUAAAGUAUGGAUUGCUAGGAUCCUCAUAACUGAGGGUGCGUUUUAACAAUCUCUUUCUAUAUCCACCUGGUCAAGUUGUCCUCAGCAAGAAGAAAUAGCAAAUCUACCCACAAUAAGAAAAAUGUCAAUAGAGCAGACCGCCCCCCCCCAAGUGGACACUUGGUCCUAUAGAAUUUAUCACAGCCACUGGAGGAGGAAUGGUUGGAAAUUGCAUACUAAUGUUUUGACUGAUGCUUUCAGGGUCAAAGAACACAUGUUCUUAGUAGCCUGUAUGGCUAUUACCAGCCCCAUAAGAAAUGGUGGGGAAGAAUAGUGAAGAAUAUGAAGAAGUGAAGGAGUAUCUGCCCCCAAUUUGAUGCUGAGUUUUCACCAGGAUUGAAAAAACAAAUGGUUUGACAAUACCCAGAAUACCCCUUUCCUCUCCAGAGCUAUUCUUGUUGGAAUUAGAGGAAGCAACAUAAUUCUUACUUUUAUUUUUUUCAGGGCAAAAUGUAUUUUUCUCCAACAGCAAGAAUAUUUGGGUUUUCUUUGGCACAAGCCUCAUUUCUAGAAAUCCUCAUGUCCGAUUGCUUCCCCCUUAUUAUCCAAAGCUUCGCUCUCUCUUUCUUUCAAGACAAAUAUGUUUAAGUAGCUGCAGUCGCACCUCACAGGUGUUCAGAGAGAAGGGCGACACUGUACAGGAUGCCCUAUGACUAGAACUUCUAAUGACCACACAGAAAGCAAACAAAUAAAAAACGCCAGGCUCAUUUCCCUCAUUUCUUACUUAACAGAAGAGAAGUAAAUGAAAGGAAGAAGAAAUAGAUUUGGUAAUUAAAAAUGUGGCAAGACGAUAAAGCAGAACCGGUGCGAUUUAGCCUUCAGGUGCAGAAAUAUGGAGUCCAAAAGAAUGUGGAGUGGACUUAAUUAGAUGCAAUUGUCUUCAUAGUGAAAGUAGCCAGCCAACCUAAUCUCCGGCAUUUGGAAGAGACUUCCUGCACCUCCCCUGAGUGCUGCUUUUCAGGCAAGUGGUUGUUCCACACCACUAGGUGAGAAAGAAGGAUUGAGAGCCUCCCACUGUCCUGGGGGUCCAUCCCCUGCGUUAUUUAAGGCAGAGGUAUAAGAAUCUCAAUAAUAACAAUGGUAAGUAUUACUAGCUGCCCUUGUGUUAGUGAAGAGGAACAUUUUUAAUCAUUCAGAAAUUUUCGUGACAUGUAAAGUGCAAUUGUGAGGAAUGUGUGGAUGUACGAAAAUGUAUCUGUCAAGUUCAGAGUCCUCUAGAUUAAAAAGAAAACUUAUAUGAUUAUCAAUGGUGCCGUUAAUAGAUGUGUUGGACAAUGGGUGUACCCAUUUUGCAAUUAUUCUAAAAAAAAAUCUAUGUUCAGAUGCUUUAAAAUUUUAUCACAUGAUACAAAAAUAUAACUUUGUCAGCCUUUAAAAGUUCUUUCUUUCUUUUACUUAUUUUUUUCCUUCAAAAAUCAAUGAAGACUUGAUUUCUGUCACUCAUUGUAUUGAGGGUGAAUAUACUACCUGAAUUUUGUGCAUGUUACAUUGUAGUUGUAACCUUUUCUAAUUCAGGAUGAAUACAAGAUGGUUGUGAUUGUGCAGUGUAUCAAUAAAGUUUGAAGAAAUUUGUAACUUU